Molecule: messenger RNA, 807 nt
Organism: Salvia hispanica
Lineage: Eukaryota; Viridiplantae; Streptophyta; Magnoliopsida; Lamiales; Lamiaceae
Product: small ribosomal subunit protein uS19x
Biological process (GO): translation; ribosomal small subunit assembly
Cellular component (GO): cytosolic small ribosomal subunit; ribosome
Molecular function (GO): structural constituent of ribosome; RNA binding
Source: RefSeq, a predicted model, not a curated record
GCUUUGGAUUUGGUAACCACAUCCCUAACACUCAUAUAAAUUGAUUCUCCCUCCAAUUUCUCCCCCAAUUACGUCCAGGAACCCUAGCUGCGGAGCUCACACUUGCACACACCUUCUCGCUGCAAUCCAGAGCUAUCCACCGGCAACUAUGGCGGACGUCGAACCCGAAGUAGCGGCUGGACUGCCGAAGAAGAGAACAUUCAAGAAGUUUAGCUUCCGCGGCGUUGAUCUCGAUUCUCUGCUUGACAUGUCGACCGAUGACCUCGUCAAGCUUCUCAGUGCCCGCGCCAGAAGGCGCUUCCAGAGAGGUUUGAAGAGGAAGCCCAUGGCCUUGAUCAAGAAAUUGCGCAAGGCUAAACGUGAAGCCCCAGCAGGUGAGAAGCCCGCCCUAGUGAGAACCCACGUGAGGAACAUGAUCAUUGUUCCCGAGAUGAUCGGAAGUGUUCUUGGAGUGUACAAUGGAAAGACCUUUAACCCCGUUGAAAUUAAGCCUGAGAUGAUCGGGCAAUACCUUGCUGAGUUCUCAAUCUCAUACAAGCCAGUCAAGCACGGUAGGCCCGGUAUUGGUGCCACCCACUCCUCUAGAUUCAUUCCUCUCAAGUAAAAACUCUACAUGGUGGAUGGUCGAGCAAAGCCUCGAGUGCUUGUGCAUUGGCUUGGCUUGCUACUCUGGGCUCUUUAGAGAGUUACAUGAGCCAUGCUCUGUGGAAAGGGAAAAUGUUGCAUUUCUGAAGUUUUGUUAGUGUGGUACUAUUAGUAAGUUAUGCGAAUUCUGCAUAUUGGAUUAUAGUACUUAUUUUCAUUGUA